Molecule: messenger RNA, 471 nt
Organism: Kickxella alabastrina
Lineage: Eukaryota; Fungi; Kickxellomycota; Kickxellomycetes; Kickxellales; Kickxellaceae
Exons: 1
Coding region: 30-248 (72 amino acids)
Source: RefSeq, a predicted model, not a curated record
UUUCUGUAGCUGUUCCUGCGUCCUUGGUAAUGAUUGUGGUCGCUGUUGCUGUUUCUGUGGUAGGGUCCGUGGUAAUUGUAAUGGUAGCUGAAAUUGUGGCAGUCUCUGUGGUCACAAUAGCAUUAUUUGUUGUUGUGGCAUUGGUUGCUGUGGCGCGCUUAGUGUGUUUGAUCUCCUCUCUGGCACGCCUCUUGACCUUGUCGAUGUUCCUUUCGACCGAGCACAAAAAGAAAGAAAGAAAAAUAUAAUAUAAAACUUCAAUUAACCGUAGCACAGGUCUCUUGACAUUAAAGUCCAUGGAGUACAUACCAUAUAAUGGUCCUGACUGUAGAUUAAAAACAGACAUAUUAAUGGAGAGACGAGUAAUAAUGGCCAGGGAAAGAAAGACACCAAUGAGGUUAAUAAAAAUAAAACGAAAUUUUUGAAUAUUAUCGGGAUACUUGGAAAAAAAGGAAAAGACAAGCGAGAAAG